GUUGAGGGAGGCUUACCUGUUCCUCUCUUAACUUGUGCUCUCCUGUUCUCCAGCAUGGUGUGCUUGUGGUUCCCCAGGGGCACCUGGAUGGCAGCUCUGACUCUGAUGCUGAAUCCUCCUCUGGCUUUGUCCAGGGACACCCGACCUUCACAGUUCAUAGUUCAGUUCAACUUAAAAACAAAACCCAGAAGAAUGUACAGAACAAGUUUCCUGGACCAGGCUAAGGCUGAGUGUCACUUCACCAACGGGACGGAGCGGGUGCGGUAUUUGGACAGAUACAUCUACAACCGGGAGGAGUACGUGCGCUUCGACAGCGACGUGGGGGAGUACAGGGCGGUGACGGAGCUGGGGCGGCGGAGUGCUGAGUACCUGAACGGCCAGAAGGAGCUCCUGGAGGAGAGACGGGCCGCGGUGGACACUUACUGCAGACCUAACUACGGGGUUGGUGAGAGCUUCAUGGUGCAGCGGAGAGUUGAGCCUGUGGUGACUGUGUAUCCGGCAAAGACUCAGCCCCUGCAGCACCACAACCUCCUGGUCUGCUCUGUGAAUGGUUUCUAUCCAGGCCACAUUGAAGUCAGAUGGUUCCGGAAUGGCCAGGAGGAGGAGGCUGGGGUUGUCUCCACAGGCCUGAUCCAGAAUGGAGACUGGACCUUCCAGAUCCUGGUGAUGCUUGAAACCAUUCCUCAGGGUGGAGAUGUUUACUCCUGCCAAGUGGAGCACCCAAGCCUGAAGAGCCCUGUCACAGUGGAAUGGAGGGCACAAUCUGGAUCUGUGCAGAGCAAGAUGCUGAGUGGAAUCGGGGGCUUGGUUCUGGGUCUGCUCUUCCUUGGGGCGGGGCUGUUCAUCCACUUCAGGAAACAGAAAGGACUCCUGAGCUGAAGUGAAGACGGUGACACUCAAGGAAGAACCUUCUCUCCCAGCUUCUUCACACCAUGAAAAGAUGUGAGCUUCACUCUUUUUCUUCCCCAAAGAGUGUGGUUCUUCAGUAUCCGGCUCACUCCUGGUUCACUGACCCUAGAGAAAAUGUCAACCUUGAUGAGUUUCCUCAUCCCCCGGCCUUGGUCUGGAGGUCCCCAAUGUUGCUUAGAGUGUCUUGUUUUCCUUUUUCCCAGUUUCCUUUUUAUUCAUCCUUACUCCUCCCCAUUCAUCUGAACUCACCAUCUGCUCACAUUGCCUCAUAAAAGUUUUCUGAAAUCAACAUGGAAUAAAAAUCAUCUUUUUCCUACAGCUUCAAGAAAAAGAAGUAGAAAUAAGAGAUAAAAUGAGGAUUGCAUUGUAACACAGUAAUUGCUUUCACUUAUAUUCCUGAAUUUUGGACAUAUAUAGAUCUGGAAGCUUUUCUUGCCUGCUUUUUCUUGGGUUUUCUGUGUCCUGUAAGGAACAUUUCACCGUGCUAGGAGAAGGCUCUUUAAUGCACCCAGAUCAUGGUAGUCUCCUACACCUUUACAUCAUCAAAGAUAAAUACACAGGUCCCUUUCUAGCAUGGGCUACAAAUGAGAGACAACAAACAUGAGAAACUGUGGUGUCUGGAACUAUUAGGUUGUCAGUAUUUUUAAUUCACUUCUGCAUGAAGGCCUAUAUAUUCUUGCCAGGCAGCAUCAGUUCAUGUUUUGAAUUUUUGUGUGUGUGUGUGUGAACAUACUGAGUAUGGAACACCACGCAUAAACCCAAUGACAAUUUUAAAACAAGUAAACAAGAGUAUUGCUUGCUUGUUUUAUUUUUAGAACUCAACAUGCUGAUACUUAAAAAAUUUUUUUAAGAAAACUGUAUUUCCCAAGGGAAUUUUAUUAAAAAGGAGCAUAAUGAGGAGUGACCAACUCUAUAAUAUGCUAAAAUAUAUUAUACAUCGAUUUUAGUAAACAGGUUUUUGGUAUUCAUGGUUGGGUAAAUGCAUCCAUGAAACUGAAUCUAGAAUUAGAUGCCAAAACAUUUGAGGUUUACUUUAAGAUAAAUGGAGAGUUUCUGGUAAGGCCUAUCCUAAACUCAUUCCUUUCAACAAAUUAUAAAGAAAGUAUAAAAUUAAUAAGCAGAGAUAUUAUUUAUUAUCUUUAUUACUAUCACCAUCUUUUGUAUAUCUAAACCUUUCUAAACCCUGAUGUAUUUCUGGUGGACAUGUAUGAUGUUACAACCACUUUGGAGAACAGUUUAGGAAUUUCUUAAAAACUUAAACAUCUGUCAUAUUGUUUUGUUAGGUGACAUCAAGUCAGUUCUGACUCACAGUGACUUUAUGUAUAACAGAUCAAAGCGUCUGGUCCUGCACCAUUCUCGCAACUGGUGAGAUGUUUGAGCCCAUUGUUGCAGACACUGUGUCAUUGUCAGUCCAUCUUGUUGAGGGUUUUCUUCACUUUCACUGACCCUCUACUUUUCCAAGUAUGGUGUCUUUCUUCAGGGAUUGUCCCCUCCUAAUUAUAUGUCCAAAAUAAGUGAGAUGAAGUCUCACCAUUCUCACCUCUAAGGAGCAUUCUGGCUGCACUUCUUCCAAGACAGACUUGUGGUUCUUCUGGGAAUCCAUGGCAUAUUCAAUAUUCUUUGCCAACGCCAUAAUUCAAAAGCUCCAGUUCUUCUUUGGUCUUCCUUAUUCAUUGUCCAGCUUUUGCAUGCACAUACGGCAAUUGAAAAUACCAUGGUCAGGCCCACCUUAAUAUUCAAAGUGACAUUUUUGCUUUCUAACACUUUAAAAAAGCAUUUUCCAGUAGAUUCUCCAAAUGCAGUACAUUAUUUAUUUUCUUGACUGCUGCUUCCAUGCGUGUGGAUUGUGGAUCCAAAGGAAAUCCUUGACAACUUCAGCAUUUUCUCCGUUUAUCAUGAUGUUGUCAUAUGACCCAACAAUCCACUACAUGAAACUUACACAAGGGAAAUGAGAACAUAUGUCUUCACAAAGAUAGAUAUGCAAAUGUUAAUAGAUGCACAUACUCAUAAUUGCCCAAAACUGGAAACAAAUAUCCAUCAACCAGUGAAUGCAUAAACAAAACGUGCUAUAUCCAAGCAAUGGAAUAUUGUUCAACAGUAAAAAGGAAAAAAUGCUGAUAAAUGCUACAAAAUGGAUGAACUUCAAAACAUUUUACUAAGUGAAAAAAACCAGACACAAAAGACUAUUUGUCAUAUGAUUCCAUUUAUACGAAAUGUUCAGAAAAGGCAAAAUUAUAAAAGGCAUAUCAGUGGGUGCCUAGGGCUUGGGGGUGGGGAUGUGAUUUAUAUGUAAACAGGAACCUCUUCGGGUUGAUGAAAAUAUUCUAAAACUGGAUUGUGAUGAUAGUGGCACAAAUCUAUAACUUUACUAAAAUCAUUGAAGUUUACAUGUACAAUCAGUGUAUUUUGUGGUACAUAAAUUAUAUCUCAAUAAACCUGUUAAAAUAACCUUGAAAGAAAAAAAAUCUAAUCAAGACAAAAAAUUUAGAAGACAUAAUGGAAAAAAAAAUUUGAAAAUUUAAAAUUCCCUUGCUUGGAGAAAAUCACAAAGAAAUAUGUAAAGAACAGCAGCAGGCAAGGCAGAUAUUAGGCUAAAUUCCUCAUUAUGUAAAAUUGUCAACAAGUCAAUAAAUAAGUGAACAAGAAUCCAAGAGAAAUUUGGGCAAAGGAUAUAAACUAUUUACAGAAGAGAAUAUGCUGAUGGGCAAUAAAAUAUAUGCUCAAGCUCACUAAGAAUCAGAAAAAUGCAAAUCCAAAUAACAAUAUGAUGAAAUAUUUCUCCCCACAAAUUGGAAAAUGUAAUUCUUCAUUUGUUUUUCUAAUCAAGGGAUUAUAAGACUCUAUGGGAAUGGAGUAUCUCAUGUACUGUUAUUAGAAUUGUGAAUGGGUGGCAGCUUGGAGGUAUCUAUUCAGAUUCAAAAUGCAAAUGCAACAUGAUUGACAAAAACAACAAAAUCCACCCUUGAUAUGUGUUCUAAAAUAUCAGCCCUAUAUGAACCCAAGGAGGUUAGAAUUGAAAGCUUGUUUUACCAGGGUUUGGAAUAUUAAAGAUAUUCUUAAAUUCUAAAGGAAAAGAUUAAUAAAUUUGUCUUGCUUGUAAAAAUUCUGUACUUUAAAAAACUAUAAAAUACAUGAGAUAACAACAUAUUGCAGGAUGAUAUUUGGGUAUUUACAUGGCGAUGUGGGUGUAAACUGGUGUACUACUUUGGUGUUUUGGAUAAUCCAGUAUUUCCACCCUAGGUGUUCAUACUCUAGAUAAAUUCUCACAUACAUGCCCAAGAUUACAUAUUUAAAAAAAUGAUUAAUUGUACCACAGUAAUAGA
Messenger RNA from Loxodonta africana (African savanna elephant), 4232 nucleotides. Its product is annotated as DLA class II histocompatibility antigen, DR-1 beta chain-like. The record is from RefSeq and is a predicted model, not a curated record. Lineage: Eukaryota; Metazoa; Chordata; Mammalia; Proboscidea; Elephantidae. The transcript is spliced from 6 exons. The coding region runs from base 55 to 879 and encodes 274 amino acids. Gene Ontology annotation, biological process: antigen processing and presentation; immune response. Gene Ontology annotation, cellular component: membrane; MHC class II protein complex.